Cinclus cinclus is the source of this 3948-nucleotide messenger RNA. RefSeq names its product zinc finger protein 777-like. The transcript has 8 exons. The record is from RefSeq and is a predicted model, not a curated record. Lineage: Eukaryota; Metazoa; Chordata; Aves; Passeriformes; Cinclidae. Gene Ontology annotation, biological process: regulation of DNA-templated transcription. The coding region runs from base 1 to 2376 and encodes 791 amino acids.
AUGUCCCGCCGGGGGCCCGCGCAGGUGUCGGGCAGCCUCCGGCAGAAGGCGGUGCCGGGCACGGCCCCGUCGGAGCUGCAGGAGCUGCAAAGCCGCACGGAGCGGGCGGAGCGGCGGCUCCUGGCCUGCGAGAACCUGGUCGGGGAGCUGGGCAGCGGCCUGGCCGCCCUGGGCACCGUCCUGCAGGGCUAUGGGCAGCUGCAGCAGCGCCUGCUCAACCUGGAGAACCUCCUCAAAAACAGGAACUUCUGGAUCCUGCGCCUGCCCCCCGGCUCCAGGGGGGAGAUCCCCAAGGUGCCGCUCACCUUUGAUGACAUCUCGGUGUAUUUCAAUGAGAUGGAGUGGGAGAGGCUGGAGCGCUGGCAGAAGGAUCUGUACAGGGCCGUGAUGAGGGGCAACUACGAGACCCUGGUGUCCCUAGACUACGCCGUGUCCAAGCCUGACAUCCUGUCCCGGAUAGAGAGGGAUGAAGAGCUCAGUGACAAGGAGAGUCAGGAGCCCCCACAGACACAGUCUGGGGAUGGUCAGGAGUCCCUCCAGGCAGCAGAAGAGACGGACAAGGCAGAUGAGGCUCCAGAUGAAACCCCCAUGGAAGCUGCCCCAGGUGGGUGCCAGGAAGAGUCCAAGCCAAACAGCCAGACCUGCAUCAAGAGGGAUGAAGAGCCUAGCAAUAAAAAGGGUCUGGAGCCCUCAUGGACACAGAAUGGUGACAGCCAGAAAACACCAAAGAUACAGACUGGGGACAGCCAGAAAACCCCACAGAUACAGACUGGGGACAGCCAGGAACCCCCAGAGACACAGACUGGGAACAGCCCAAAAUCCCCACGGACACGGAGUGGAAACAGCCAGAAAACCCCACAGUCACAGACUGGGGACAGCCAGAAAACCCCAUGGACACGGAGUGGGAACAGCCAGAAAACCCCACAGACACAGACUGAGGACAGCCAAAACCUCCCACAGAAUGGGGACAGCUCAAAGUCCUCAUGGACACGGAGUGGGAACAGCCCAAAGUCCCCAAGGACACAGAAUGGGAACAGCCCGAAGUCCCCAAAGGCACAUACUGGGGACAGCCAGACACUGCCUCAGACACAGACUGGGGACAGUCAGAACCCCCUCCAGACAGCUGUACCCAACAGUCAGAAGCCCCUGCAGACACCAGAAGAGAUGGAGCAGCAGGAGAGGAGAGGAGACUGGGGAGAGGAUCCCGUGCCCAUGGAAGCUGGCCCAGAAUUCCCCAUCCUGAUGAUGAACGUGAUGUCCCUGGGGGACCAUCAGCCAGGGACGGUGGCAGAGGAGGACCCAGAGAUGGAGGAGGACCCAGCAGAGCCUGACACUGAGGAUGCCUCACCCAUGGAAGAUGAAACACCAUACGAUGGGGCUUCUCCCGAGGACAUCAAGGUGAAGGAAGAGGAACCUGAGCUGUUGGCAGAGGAAUCCACACCCUCUCCCGGCUCAGAGAUCCAGAAAUGUCCCAAAAGCGAGCUGGUGAAAGCCAAGAGCAAGAAGAAACCAAACCGGUGCGAGACCAGCAACCUCCUGAUGGGCAACUGCCGGCGCGGGUACGUGCGGGAAUGGUCCCACCCCUGCACGGAGUGCGGGAAGCGCUUCCGCCUCAAGAUCAACCUCAUCAUCCACCAGCGCAGCCACGCCAAGGAGGGGCCCUACGAGUGCCCCGUGUGCGAGAUCGGCUUCAGCAACAAACGGCACCUGGACCUUCACCGCAGCAUCCACAUCAAGGACAGAGCCUUCGGGGCCAAGGUCUGGGGUAACGUGCACCCCGAGCUGCGCAUCCGCCCGCGCAGGGACCUGUGCGGUGGCACCCACGGGCUGGGCAGCGGCCACGCCGGGGCGGCCUGGCUGGGCCAGCCCAAGGAGGAGCCGGACAGAGAGGGCCUGUCCAGCUCCGGGUUCGUGCGGCCGCUCAAUUCCAGGCUGAAGUGCCCCUACUGCAAGAAGUUCCUGUCGUGCUCCGUGUCGCUGCGGCGGCACCUCCAGACCCACGCGCGGGACCGGCCCUACUGCUGCAGCUCCUGCAACAAGUGUUUCACCCGCAGCAAUCACCUCCUGCGCCACAAGAAGAUCCACGAGCGGGCUCUGGCCGCGCUCCAGCGGGAGGCCGGUGCCCAGCCCACCGCUGCUAUCCCGGCAUCCCUGCAGCACGGGGCUCCCGAGGCCGAGAGGAGCCUUUCCCAAGGAAACGGCAGCCCUGAGGCUGCAAAACCGAGCCUGCCCAACGUGCUGCUGUUGGGAGCGACGCCGCUGGAGUGCCCGGGCAAAGGCUCCCCGCUCCCUGACUGCAUCAGGAAAGCCGUGCAGCCCGUGGUCCAGUUGGGAUCAAGGGCAGUGGCUUCGGAAAUGACCCUGGGACAGAUCUGAACUGUGCGUCUCCCUGGAGAGAAGCUGCGAGCUUGUUGGGUUUGCACCCGCUGGGACACUGGGAUUGGGAAUCUGCUGCGUUUUAGGAGCUUCCUGGGUUGUAGAAAGAAUGGGAAGCUUAGAGACCACAACAGAGAGCAAAUAGCAGAAGCCUCCAGUGAACCAUAAUACUUCACCAUUCUACUGACUUGCUCUUUGGAAUUUUCCUAAGCUGACAUUCCUGGGAGAUGACCAGGUGAAUCCUGGUCAACCAGGAGCAGAGUUUUCACAUUUCUUGAUGUUGACCCCUUGCAUUCGGGAACACAACUGAAGAGGGCAGAGAGAAGGGAAUGAAGCUGGCAGCAUUCCCAAGCAGCCCUUUGCUCCAUGGAUCAAGAUUCCCGAGACACCAGAUAGAAAGUGACAUCUCUGAGACCCCACCACAUCCUGGCCACCCUUGCUACCCACCCUGGGGAGAUCAGCCAACACCCCUUCCAGCAGGCUGGGAACACUGGAGAUUUGCACUGGAAGAUCCACAGGACAAACCUCACCCAAUAUUCUGUGCUGGCAUAUUCCAGGGAUCCCGACAGGUCCAUCAGGGAGGCCCCAGGCACCCUCAGGACCAUCCUGCAUGGGUGCAGAGAGAUUUUAAGGAAUACUUGAUGGGUCAGCUGCAGCAGCACCCCUGAUCCUCGUGGAUGUGCCUGCACAGAGCAGCCCCUUGGCUCUGGAGGAAACUCCCACUCUCCCAACCUCAGCUUGUCCCCUUUUGCCCAAAAUCCCACCAUAAUGAAUCCUAUGGGAAAACAGUUCUGCAGCUACCUCAUGUGGGAGAGGGGGACCUGCCUGGAGGCAGCCAGUGGAAGCCAGGCCUGGCGCUGCUCCUGUGUCCCCAGAGCCACCAGAGCAGUGUCCUGGCCAGAGUCCCAUGUGCAUCCCACGUGCUGGGUGUGCGCAGGGAGCACAUCCCUCCCGGAGCCAUCAACACACAGACCCAAUGGAGCAGCUGCUGGAACUCUUGCAUUUAGUUUUCCAGGGCUUUUUUUGUUUUGUUUUCUUCAAGUUGUUUGAUGUAAUUAUUUGAUAUCCUGAGGUCUUUGUCCCUCUCUGAGCAAUGAACACUGGUAGGCUUUUCCCAUCUUUCAUUCUGAGUCACUCCCAAGGUGUGAUGGUGCUGCUAUGGGAAGCUUUGGGAGCUGAGGGAACACCUGUGCUACAUCCAGGUGUGAUCCUCAGCCACAUUCUGCUCCAUGGGACGGACAGCAGCAUCCAGGCUGCUCCCUAGGAAUACACAUGACAUCCCACUGCCCUUGGGAUUGCAGUGUGGAGCACUCCCAGACUGCAGCAGGGGCCGGGAGGGGUGCUAGUGGUGGACAGGAGUGGUUGAUGCCUUGUGGACAUGUGGCAGUGAGCCAGUGGCUGGUUAUCCCUGUUACCCCUGCCCAGGUGGAGAUCCAAUUGCUCCCCUGUUGAUCCCCAGUUGCUCCCCUGUUGAUCCCUGGGGCAUGGCUGAACUGGUGCUGCCAGUGGGUGAAUCCCCCCAGGCCAGCAGAAGGGCCAGCAGCCCCAGCCUGGCAUCUGCUGUGACCGCGA